This is a messenger RNA of Arthroderma uncinatum, 1650 nucleotides long. Its product is annotated as acetamidase. Bases 1 to 1650 code for a protein of 549 amino acids. The transcript is spliced from 6 exons. NCBI's taxonomy places the organism in Eukaryota, Fungi, Ascomycota, Eurotiomycetes, Onygenales, Arthrodermataceae. The record is from RefSeq and is a predicted model, not a curated record.
AUGACGCAAGCGCAGGAUAAUCUUGCUAGCUUCCAAGCUCGCCGCCUAGAAGCACUUUCCAAGGUGGACGUUGAUCUGUCCCGAGUCCCAGAUGAUUUAUCCGGCAACGUGACGGAUAUUCCAAGACGAUGCCUUUCUUCGGCAGACAUCGCCAUUACUGAAUCGUCUGCACAAUCUUUACUCUCCUCGCUCGCCCAAGGAACUCUUACUGCCACUGAGGUUACAAAGGCGUUCCUUCGCCGUGCGGUGGUCGCACAGAAAUUGGUCAAUUGCGUUCAUGAACUUUUACCAGAGCGAGCGCUUGCACGCGCAAAGGAGCUCGAUGAGUAUUUCGCAAAGCACAAGAAGCCGGUUGGGCCCCUCCAUGGCCUUCCCAUCAGCGUGAAGGCUCACAUGGGAGUCAAAGGCUGCGAUACUAGUUCGGGAUUUGUCGCAUGGGUGGGACGUCCGUCCCCCGAUGAUGCUGAGCUUCUCAAGAUUCUCAUUACCGCCGGAGCAGUGGAAUAUGUUAGAACAACAGAACCACAAGGACUGUUGAUGUUAGAAACUAAAAGUAAUGUCACCGGUGAGACGUUGAAUCCCCACAAUAUCGCCCUCACCCCUGGCGGUUCGUCGGGUGGUGAAGCGGCGCUCCAGGCACUAUAUGGAAGCCCGCUCGGGGUUGGCACAGACAUGGGAGGCAGCAUCCGUUCGCCGGCUGCUAACUGCGGCUUAUACGGGUUUAAGCCCACCACUCAUCGAAUUCCACUUACCGGGUGGACCGCCUACAACAUUGGCGUCGAAACGAUCUGGGGAACUGCUGGCCCCAUCAGUCCAACAUUUGAAAGCAUUGCUCUACUUAUGAAGGUGAUCCUCGAUGCUGAGCCUUGGCGCAAGAGCCCAAGCCUGCACCAAGUCCCUUGGAGAGAACAGGCCCGGUGUAUCGACCCGAAAGGAGAAAAGAAGUUCAGAGUCGGUGUUAUGUGGGACGAUGGUAUUGUGAAGCCACUCCCGCCGGUAACUAGAGCCCUGCAGGAGGUUGUGACAAAGCUAAAGUCCGUCCCCGGAGUCGAAAUCGUCGAAUGGAAACCAUACCGCCACGAUGAGGCGAUGGAAAUCCUUUCAGGUCUCUAUUCCCCCGAUGGUGGAAAAUCAUUCGAGGCACUCUUGGCCGAGGGUGGAGAGCCUUCUCUUCUCCUCGCAGACUGGGUUGCUAAAUCAGGACCUUCCGUUAAAGCCCAUGAUCUCCCUGCUCUAUGGAAUUUGCUGAAGCAGCGCGAAGCCUACAAAUUUGACUACCUAACGGAAUGGAACAAACUCGAGCCUGACAUGGACGUGAUACUAUGCCCCGCACAUGCCAAUGUUGCUCCUGUCCUCUCUACCUCCCGCUACUGGGGAUAUACAUCGAUUUGGAAUAUCCUCGAUUAUCCUGCCAUUGUUUUCCCAGUUACCAGAGUCAACCCUCGACUUGACCCCAAGCCAUCUGAAUAUACGCCUAGAAACGAUGACGACGCUUUGUACCAAGCGAAUUAUGACCCUGUUAUUCAGGCUUCGGCUCCGGUAUCUCUGCAGCUGGUAGGGAAGAAGAUGCAAGAUGAAUUGGUCGUGCAGGCAAUGAAGGAAAUCAAGGAGGCGAUUAGCCUGCCCUUUGUUAAUUGUCUGAAUGGAUGA